AUGGAGCCCAUUCAGAUUGAGGACGAGACAGGGGGUAGUCUGACGGUCCUGGAGGAUGCUGGGUAUUACUUCAGCCCUAAUGUGGCCCCAGAGACCAUCUUGAACCUGCAGAACUUUCAAGCCAGACCCAGCGAUGUUCUUGUAGUCACAUACCCAAAAUCAGGCACUCACUGGGUCUAUGAAAUCGUCUCAAUGCUCGUCAACAGAUCCAAGACCUUGACGAAAGAACCAUUGAAGAAUAUCGAGUUUCUACCGUCCAGUGUCUUCGAUUCCAUGCCAUCUCCUAGAGUCAUCUCCACACAUCUUCCGUACCCAAGGAUUCCCCUGGACUUCCUCAGAAAACGGUCAAAGAUCGUCCUGUGUGUACGUAACCCCAGAGACGUGGCUGUGUCCUACUACAAGUUCAUAUCCAACCUCAACGUCUGGGACUACGAUGGGUCUUGGGAGAGCUUUUUCCCGCUCUUUCUCAACGGACACUUACCCUACAACUCGUGGUUCGAACACACAGACACAUGGCUGAAGGUGGCUCGGCACGGCAAGCAUCAGGUUCAUCUGGUUUUCUAUGAAGAUUUCCACGAGGAUUUUGAGAGGACAACUUUCGAACUGGCCAAAUUCCUGGAAGUGGAGGCAACUCAAGAGCUUCUUGAAGAUAUUCACAGAGAGACCACGUUUGCUAACAUGAAGUCUCGAAAAGUGGACAUCACAAUGGACCUCAGUCGGAAUGGGUCAUCACCGAUAUACAGAAAUGGGCGUGUUGGUGACUGGGUGUCCUGGUUUACGACGGAGCAGCUAGAGCAGAUGGACCAGGAAAUGGAAGACUGGGGUUUGCAUCUGAAUAACAGAAUUAAGUACACGGUCCACGCCGAUUAG
Messenger RNA from Candidula unifasciata, 870 nucleotides. The record is from the annotation of a GenBank genome assembly. NCBI's taxonomy places the organism in Eukaryota, Metazoa, Mollusca, Gastropoda, Stylommatophora, Geomitridae.